AUGGAUUUCUCGGGUCUUCAAAGGAGUAAACGUCUCCUUUGGUUUCUGGGUGAGGGGCAAGACCUCAGGUAUACGCCCCUAGAGCAUGGGCAAAUCCGGCUUCUUGCGAUCCGUCCUGGCCGUUCGGAAGACAAGGUUGUGACGCGAUUAGUCACUGUCCCUUUAUCAGAUUCCCUGCCCUAUGAAGCUCUCUCCUAUACCUGGGGCGCAUGGAAUGAUCGUGGCACCCUUGUCAUCGAUGGGCAGACCGUAGAUAUACAUGCAGGUCUGUUCAACGCGAUCCAUGCGCUAAGGUACGAGAACUUUGAGAGAUUGAUCUGGGCGGAUGCAAUUUGCAUUAACCAAAGGGACAACGAGGAAAAGUCCCACCAAAUCCAGAUCAUGGAUCAGAUUUACGCCACCGCGGAUAAUGUCGUCAUAUACCUCGGACAGGUGACAGAGCAUAGCCAACAAGGCAUAGAAGCUUUGCGAUCGUUCAUUGAUCUGGACGUCACGUUAGCACAACCGCCUUGGCUAUACGUACCGCCACCUCAGACGGAAAAAUGCCUCGCAGAUAUCUUGAUGCGGCCGUGGUUCACACGCAUUUGGACUGUCCAGGAGUCCGUCCUAGCUCGGUAUACUACACUCGUCUGUGGAAAGCACCAAGUAUCGUGGCGUGGAGAUUUCCAGACCCUGAAAUCGAUCGUUUUUCGUUUCAAAGCUGCCGCUAUAGCCCCUCACUUUGGUCCAGACGGUAAUCCCAGCCAUUUGAACUGGACGCCAUUUCUCCAGACACUCGAGGCACAAAUGAGGCAAGCGGCGAGAAGGGAAGGCGCCAUGAUUGAACGGACCCAACUUGACCUUGCUUUCGACUUCCGACAUCGACGUUCGACAGAUCCAAGGGACAAAUACUUUGCAAUUUUCAGCAUCGUAGAGAACGACCGUGGUGGCACUCUCGCUCUGGCCUCGGAUUAUAGUAAGGAUGUCGAAGAGUUGCACCGCAAGUUUGUGACGGAAAUGCAGCGCCUUAGUGAGACCAUAUAA
Didymosphaeria variabile is the source of this 1023-nucleotide messenger RNA. RefSeq lists its product as uncharacterized. The coding region runs from base 1 to 1023 and encodes 340 amino acids. Lineage: Eukaryota; Fungi; Ascomycota; Dothideomycetes; Pleosporales; Didymosphaeriaceae. The transcript has 2 exons. The record is from RefSeq and is a predicted model, not a curated record.